Molecule: messenger RNA, 1629 nt
Organism: Botrytis cinerea B05.10
Lineage: Eukaryota; Fungi; Ascomycota; Leotiomycetes; Helotiales; Sclerotiniaceae
Exons: 10
Coding region: 365-1468 (367 amino acids)
Molecular function (GO): zinc ion binding; oxidoreductase activity
Source: RefSeq, a predicted model, not a curated record
GGAAGGAACCAACCAACAUAUAUUUGGUGCCACUGACUCUUAUGCAAAUGGUCUUUGCCAUAUUCACUGAAGUACACUCGCAUAUAUGCAAGUAUGCCAGACCUCGGUGUUGCAUAUCGGCUUUUAAGUCCUCGUCGGAGAAUGGUGUAAAUAAAGGUGGUGGGUGUAGUAGAUUGUGUGACCCCGCUCUUUUACCUCUUAUUUAAAGCUAUUCAAGUCUCUACAAUUGCCAUUCUUUUUAAUAUUAACACUUCAGCCUAUCUAUACAUACAUUGCUCUCUCAAUUCCUUUUCUUUCCCUGAACUGAAAAUAACUUUUUGGGAAAUUAUAUCGUGUUUCACCUCGCCAAGGAUAAAUCGCAGAAAUGGCAGCAGCAACGGCCCAAUCCUUUGAUAUUCCCAAACAAUAUAAAGCUAUUGUUUACGAUAAACCGGGAACCAUUUCCACAAAAGUCGAGCAAUUAAACACACCUGAACCUGGACCCGGCGAUGUGCUCGUGAGACUUACCCAUAGUGGUGUUUGCCACAGUGAUAUGGGAAUCUGUGAAAAUAGUUGGCGUGGUCUUCCUUAUCCAACGCAAGCUGGGCAAGUUGGCGGCCACGAAGGCGUUGGCGUCGUCCACAAACUAGGCCCGGGCUCGGAGAAUGGUCGAGUGAAGGUUGGUGAUCGUGUUGGAAUUAAGUGGAUCGCCUAUGCUUGUGGUGGUUGUCUUCCAUGUCUUGAGGGUAAAGAUGGAGUUUGCUUCAAUCAAAAAAUCUCUGGCUAUUAUUACCCGGGGACAUUUCAACAAUAUGCGCUCGCGCCAGCGAACUAUGUAACACCAAUUCCAGAUGCUCUGGAUUCUAAGGACGCUGCUCCUCUACUAUGUGCUGGAGUCACGACAUAUUCAGCCUUGAGAAAGAGUGAUGCUAAGAGUGGACAAUGGGUUGUUAUCGCCGGUGCGGGCGGUGGUCUUGGCCACUUGGCUUGUCAAAUCGGAAGUCGUGGUAUGGCAAUGAGAAUCAUUGGAAUUGAUCAGGGAAGUAAGGAAGAGUUGGUGAAAGAAUGCGGAGCAGAAGUCUUCAUAGAUCUCACCAAAUUUGACGAUAAAGCAAUUGCAGAGGAAGUCAAAAGAGUUACUGGUGGUAUCGGAGCAUCUGCUGUCAUUGUGUGCACUGCUUCUAAUCGCGCUUAUUCUCAAGCGCUUAGCUUUUUGAGAUUUGGAGGAACGUUGGUCUGCGUUGGAAUGCCGGAAGGCGAUUCCCAACCUAUAGCCAACUCAUUCCCUGCAGCUAUGGUCGCCCAAGAAUGGAAAAUCAAGGGUUCGGCAGUAGGUAACCAACGUGAAGCAUUGGAGGUACUUGAGAUGGCGGCCCGGGGAAUUAUUAAGACUCGUAUUCGAAUGGAGAAGAUGGAGAACUUGACGGAAGUGUUCAAGGAGAUGUCGGAGGGUAGAAUGCAAGGAAGAGUUGUACUUGAUCUGUCAUAGUGGAAGAGAAGACGACUUGCAUUUGCCACACAUAAGUUAUUAUGCAGGGGAAAUUCUUUUAAGGAUUUCUACAAGCACCAUUGAAUAGAGCUGAGAUAUGAAUGACAGACAUAUGAUGACAAUAUGAAACGAUUUCCUGAAAUCUAUCACGCCGAGGGGCA